UAUGUCAGUGUGUAUGAACUAAGAGGGCCACCUGUACCCUGUAUCCAGACUGAGUUCAACUAAAAGCUUUAUCAGUAUACAGUGCUCUUGCAUACCAGCCACAACAGCUCACACAAUAAAUAUAAAACAUGGCCUACCACGGUCCAUCUUACGGACUCUCUAGAGAGUGCCACAUGAAGUCCCAGGCCAAGUUUAGCGUUGAGCGUGCUCGAGAGUGCAUGAUUUGGGUACAGGAAAUACUUGGUAAAAAACUGGGAGAGGAUGGAGAUAUGAAGGACCAAACCCAGUUUGCAAACAUACUGAAAGACGGAUCUGUUCUAUGCGAGCUUAUCAAUGCUAUAGAACCAGGAUCUGUAAAAAAGAUCAAUACCAUGAAUGCACCAUUUAAACAGAGGGAGAAUAUUGAAAUGUACCUGAAGGCGUGUGUUGCGUACGGGUUAAAGGAACAAGACCUCUUCCAGGUUAAUGAUUUGUACGAGAACAAGAACCUGUACAUGGUAGUUGACAACCUUUACAAUUUGGGAGGCAUGACUCAGAAAAAUGGUUGGACUGGACCUGUUCUAGGAGUAAAAGUUGCCAGUGAGAACAAAAGGAACUUCGAUGACGAUGUUCUGAAGGCUGGUCAGAGUGUUAUAGGAUUACAGUACGGAAGCAAUAAGGGGGCUAGCCAAGCUGGGAUGACCCCAUACGGCGCAUCUCGACAAAUUAGACCUGAAGGUAGAUAUAUUUUCAGAUGAUGAGUAGAGAAUUGUUCUAAUUCAGCCACUUAUAGCAUGUUCAUCGGACCUCUCAAACCCGUACCACACUUGAGCUGUCUGCUAAUGUUAAAUGCAUUACAUCAACAAAAGCUGGACAAAUGUAUGAAACUUUACCAAUCUGUAUAUUGGUGCAUAUUUUAAUGUUAUUUAUUUCAAAUAUCGGAUUUUAGGCUGCUUAGCUUGUCCAUUGAAGCGUUACUUUUAAUAAUAAAAAUAAAAUUACUUUUGCAAAUAAUAA
Eurytemora carolleeae is the source of this 996-nucleotide messenger RNA. RefSeq names its product calponin-3. The coding region runs from base 129 to 737 and encodes 202 amino acids. Gene Ontology annotation, molecular function: protein binding. The record is from RefSeq and is a predicted model, not a curated record. NCBI's taxonomy places the organism in Eukaryota, Metazoa, Arthropoda, Copepoda, Calanoida, Temoridae. The transcript is spliced from 9 exons.